Engraulis encrasicolus (European anchovy) is the source of this 6868-nucleotide messenger RNA. It is a transcript of the gene herc3, whose product is annotated as HECT and RLD domain containing E3 ubiquitin protein ligase 3. The transcript has 26 exons. The record is from RefSeq and is a predicted model, not a curated record. Gene Ontology annotation, molecular function: ubiquitin-protein transferase activity. The coding region runs from base 1427 to 4663 and encodes 1078 amino acids. Lineage: Eukaryota; Metazoa; Chordata; Actinopteri; Clupeiformes; Engraulidae.
UGCGUGACUGAAGGACAAUAUUUGGCAGGCGGGUAAAAUUUGUAUUUUUUAGAUGCAAUUUCCUGCAUUCUGAUCAAUUUUAGAGGGAGGAAUGACAAAUCCCAAUUGACUUCUUCAGACUUUCUAUACAAGCGCUGGCUGCCAUUAACUGUGGCAGGUAAACAUGUAAUCUUUUCCAUAUAUUUACCCUGAUAGACAUGGCGAAAUGUAGUGGGUGGCCAAAACCGGGACAUAUUUGUGUCCCGAGAGGGUUUGCUCGGGAUCUGGGACACACAACUCCAAACCGGGACGUCUGGUCACCCUAAUUUAGUAUCAAUGGCAAAGGUGCUGGAUUAGAGAUAUGGAGGUUGUGAGUUCGAAUCCCACUCGGACCCAUGUUGAUUUUCAAAAGUAUAUCAUAUGCAGUGUUUCUUAGCCAACUUAAAAUACCAUGUAUGUCAUUUAGUAGGCCUAUCAAUGGCAAAGGUGCUGGAUUAGAGAUAUGGAGGUUGUGAGUUCGAAUCCAACUCGGACCCAUGUUGAUUUUCAAAAUGAUAUCAUAUGUUGUGUUCCUGGCUAUAGCCAACUUAAAAUACCAUGUAUGUAAUUUAGUAUAUCCCCAAAAUGCAGAGCUACAACACUUUCAAGAUGGCUGAAUCCAAGAUGGCUGAAUUGUUUGGCCCAUAACUUCUGACUGGGUGGAUGGAUUUUUCCAACAUUUCUUUUAGCUUGUUUUCUCAGUAGUUUUGUUUUUAAUUUAGGGAUAGAGAUAUCAAAAAUAAAACUGCUCAGCUCUGCCCCAAAAGGCAAGCCUGCUUCCAGCAUUUUCUGUGAGAAUGCAACGUAGUUUUGUUUUAUUUUUUUUUAAAUCAUUGUUCAACGUUUGAACUUCUGCACUGAGGCAUGUUGCCAGUGAAAAAACAACAACAACAAAAAACAAAAAAAACAAAUGAGCACUGGUUGUCUUGGUUGUCUUUGCACAAUGCUCCAUCAUAGGCCUAUGGAUUGAUUUAGGCUAUUCUGAAAAAUGUUUGUCCUAUAGGGCCUAUAUAUCAUACGUUUGUGUUUCCCAUUGAUCGUGUUCAAGUAGGCCUGGGCCAUUAUUAGGAUUUAAAUGUUAAUAGUUGUCCAACUGUUUUAGUGGCCGAGCUAUCAGCAGCAGCCUGGAAAAUACAUUUCUACUUCCUAAACAUUGGACACAGCGCCCCGCCCAUUCAGGCAUGUCACGUGGCAGAUGACGUUGAGCAAUUAUCCGAAUCAGAACUUCCUUGUUAUUGUCAAAACGUCUGAUCCCAAGAUUCGAGGAAUGUGUCGACCCAGGCUUGUCACUCUUGGGAAAAGGGGAAGGCAGGACCACCAAGCCUGAAGUUCUUCCCUGCCUGUCACCCUCCAUUCCUGCAUCCAUUCUCUAUCUGUUGUUCUGUCUUCCCAUCUGCCCUGUGGAGCCAUGCUGCUAUGCUGGGGUAGUGCGUCUUUCGGACAGCUUGCUGGUGUUGGACAGUUGGAGGGGUCGGUCAUAGAGCCUCGGACCUGCCGGGGGUUUGGUGGACGGGCCUUGAAGGAGGUGGCCUGUGGGGGGAAGCACUCGCUGUUCCUGUUGCAUGAUGGGAGUGUGUACACAUGCGGCUCCAACAGCAGCGGGCAAUUGGGCCAUGAGAAGGCUGGAAGCAAUCCAGAGCUGGUGGGGGCUCUGGAUGCUCAGAAGAUCGCUGGUGUGUCCUGCGGUUCUGCUCACUCGCUGGCGGUGAAUGAGCAUGGCCAGGUGUUUUCCUGGGGUGCAGGCAGCGAGGGCCAGCUGGGGCUGGGCAUGGCGGAGGAGACUGUGAGAGUACCCAGGUUGAUCAAGAAGUUGUGUGAGCAUAGGAUCACCCAGGUCAUGUGUGGCAACCACCACUGCAUUGCACUUUCCAGAGAUGGUCAGUUAUUCACGUGGGGCCAGAACUCCAAUGGUCAGCUGGGUCUUGGGAAAGGGGAGCCCAGCACGCUGUCCCCCCAGCCCCUCAAGUCUCUGGCGGGCAUCCCCCUGUCUCAGAUCAGUGCUGGAGGAGACCACAGCUUUGCCCUCUCCCUCUCAGGGGCCGUCUUUGGCUGGGGGAAGAACACCGCUGGACAGCUAGGCCUGAAUGAUGAGCAAGAUCGUGCAGUCCCUUGCCACAUAAAGUUCCUUCGAUCACAGAAAGUAGUUUACAUCAGCUGUGGAGAAGAGCAUACAGCCGCACUAACAAAGGAUGGCGGUCUGUUCACGUUUGGAAGUGGUUCAAGAGGUCAACUGGGUCAUGACUCCACCAACAACGAACCCCUCCCCCGCAGAGUCCUGGAGCUCAUGGGUACAGAGGUGUCCCAAAUCGCCUGUGGCAGGCACCACACCCUGGCCUUUGUGCCGUCGUCCAGUUUGGUGUACGCCUUUGGCUGCAAUGACGACGGGCAGCUGGGCACUGGCGCUAAAGCUGACACCAAGACCCCAGUGCCAAUCCGCAACGUCUCCCCCACCUGCACACUGAAGAUACACUCCACAGAAGGAGUGAGUGAGGCGUCAUGGGCAGGCAGAUUGAGGGCCAGCAUGACAGCAGCUGUUUGCUGCUGCAGGAGAGGCUCAGUGCAGGACCCUGAACAUUUAACUAUAAAGAAAAUCCACUGCGGAGGAAACCAUAACUUCUUGCUGUAUGGCACUGAUGACGACUGCGCUGUCCCAGAAGACUUCCGCGUGAUCAACACCUCCAGGAGUAUCUCACUAAUUAAUUACGAGAGCUUGAACAUGCUGAGAAUAAAGAUGUCCGACACCACUGACUCCAGCACGACCAACGAUGCCAUUCUAUUGCUCUCAUCCACUGCAUGUUGGAAUGCCAGCUUUCUGGACCAAAGUGACGAUGGCCAUUUCAAAACGAAUCCCAAAAUCCCAGGCAUCGACCUCCACUCAGUGAGACUACUGUUUGACCUGCUCAUGAAGCCGGACUUCGCCAGAUUAUUGGAACAGGUCACCAAGAGCUUCGAGAGCCUGCUGAUUCCCCAGCUCCCCUGUUCCCCCCCGGAUGUGGAAGCUAUGAGAAUAUACCUGAUCUUAUCUGAGUGUCCCGCGCUACAGGACUCCAAAAACUACAUCUCCCUCACCAUCCCUCUUGCCAUGGCCAUCCUCAGACUUGAUGCCAACCCCAGCAAAGUGCUCGACAACUGGUGGUCACUAGUGGACUGCGAGGUGUUCUCCCGGCUGGUGGAGCUGUACAAGAGCAUAGUGGUGUUCCUGCUGAGCGGGGGGAAGGCCCUGCUCAUCCCCGCUUUUCUAGAGAGCUAUAUUAGUGCCACACUUAAACUACUGGAAAAACUCCACAAGGUGAACCUGAAAGCUCACCAUGUGGACUAUAAUCACUUCUACAUCCCUGACAUCACCACCCUGGUCAACAUCCAGGAAGACUACCUCAAGUGGUUUCUGAGCAAAGCUGAGAUUAAAAUGAGAACCCCUGCAGUACAGAACUCUGUAACCCUAUGUGCCUAUCCGUUCAUAUUGAACGCUCAAGCAAAGACGACCAUGCUGCAAACGGACGCAGAGCUGCAAAUGCAGAUGGCGGUGAGUGGUGCCAACCUGCACAACGUGUUUAUGUUGCUGACGCUGGAGCCCCUGCUGGCACGCAACCCCUUCCUGGUGCUGCACGUACGCCGAGACCAUCUCGUCAGUGACGCACUGCGAGAGCUCACCGUCUACUCUGACGUCGACCUCAAGAAACCCCUGAAGGUCAUCUUUGACGGGGAGGAGGCUGUUGAUGCAGGCGGGGUCACCAAGGAGUUCUUCCUCCUGCUGCUGAAGGAGCUGAUGGACCCGGUCUAUGGCAUGUUCUCCCACUACUCAGACUCCAAUCUGCUCUGGUUCUCUGAUAAGUGUUUUGUGGAGCACAACUGGUUCCACCUGAUCGGGAUCAUCUGUGGGCUGGCCAUCUACAACUCCACGGUGGUGGAUCUCCACUUCCCCCUGGUGCUCUACAAGAAGCUGCUCAACGUCUCGCCCACCCUGGAGGACCUGAAGGAGCUGUCUCCUACGGAGGGAAGGAGUCUUCAACAGCUCCUGGACUAUGAUGGAGACGACAUUGAGGACACAUUCUGUCUGAACUUUGCAAUUACCAGGGAGUACUAUGGGCUAACGGAGGUGAAGGAGCUGAUUCCUGGAGGAGAGUCCAUUGUGGUGGACAAAUCCAACAGGAUGGAGUUUGUGUCGGCGUACCUGCGCUACGUGUUUGCUGACGCGGUGCAGGAGGUCUACGCGGCCUUCUCCAGCGGCUUCCUGAAGGUGUGUGGAGGGAAGAUCCUCUCCCUCUUCCAGCCCUCAGAGCUCAUGGCCAUGGUGGUGGGCAACUGCAAUUACAACUGGGAGGAGAUGGAGAAGAAUGCUGUUUAUAAGGGCGAGUACUCUGCGUCCCACCCAACAGUGCGCAUGUUCUGGGAGGUGUUCCAUGAGUUCACGCUGGAGAAGAAAAAGCAGUUCUUAUUGUUUCUGACGGGCAGCGACCGCAUCCCCAUCCACGGCAUGGAGAGUCUGCACAUCGUCAUCCAGUCCACCUCUGCAGAAGAGCACUACCUCCCCGUGGCGCACACCUGCUACAACCUGCUCGACAUGCCCUGCUACCGCACCAAAGAGACGCUCCGCACACGCCUCACCCAGGCCGUGGAGCAGUACGAGGGCUUCAGCCUGGUGUGAGAAACCCAGGCCCCCUAUGGCUGUACUGCUGGGAAGAGGCGCAAGGCUGGCGUGUGGGCCGGGCCGCGCGGCGCGGCGUUGUGCUGCGCUGUGGAGGCCCACUGUAGAUGGGGGGUGUUGGCAGAGAAGGGGCCUAGCCUCUCCGCUGUGUCACUAAUGCUGCACUUUAACCAACUCUACUGAGAGAGAGGCAUGGUGGGGGAGACUGAGAUGGGGAAAUCUGUGGACCACGUAGAGAAAUAAAUAGUGACCUUGGCUAAGCACCUACAGAGAAUACUGGGGAAAUUAUUAUUUUUGUAUUUUUGCAAGCUUUAAUUUACAUGUGAUUGAGAUGCACAUACUGAUUAUUAUUAAUAAAACGUUCAGUGUUCCAUCUACAUAAUGUUUUUUCCCUCUGGAGUCCUCAUGUUAGACAAAUUCUGUUCUGUUAUUCUGGAUUGGAAAGCUGUACAUUCAACUUCCGUAUGUUCACGUCCACUUCAUUGGCUUUUUAUAAACAAAUUGUACAUGGAACUGAGUGUUUCAAGUCCAACCGCUAUGGUUUUUUCUUUCCACUCAUGUCUUACCGGCUAAUUUACUGAGCCCCACAAUGUCACGUUUGAAAUGAUUAUUUUUCCUGUUGGAAAGGACGGUCGGGGGUGAGGAGGACGGUCAAGAGAUAGACACAGUUGAUGUUGAAACUGUGAUGUUGAGUCGAAUGUGUGGGACGGAUUUGACAGACCCACCUGUCCCAGAAUGCUCCCCUUUUACUGUAACUGUUGACCUCAUGUCAGUGUUCCCUGUACCGUACAUCGUGUCUGCCAUUAGUGCAGCCAGCUGCUCUGGCAUCAAGCGGCACAGAUUGCCCAUGAUGAUGAUGAUGAUGAUGAUGAUGAUGAUGAGCAUCAGCCAAUAGCAUCAGAAUGGCUUUUUGAAAAGCCGCCCGAGACCCAGAGAAGAGAACAGGCUGUGGUUUAAUCAUAUUUGUUCUUCCUGUGUUUGGCACCAUGGCUGUUCUGGCUGUUUUGGGGAUUAAUGGGUUCAGUGUUUUCCCCAGUCUGCAUUUAGCAGCCCUUUUGCCUUCCAUCACAGCUACCCAGCUACUGAAAAAAUAAUCGGUUCUAUGGUGAUUAGAGGGGGAAGAAGAAGCCUAGUGUCUUCGUUUUCUACUUUGUAAUAAGUGUGCAUGCAAGCGUGGUUUUGGGAGUGAGUCCUUACCCUGCUCGUAUGAUGAUUCUGAACAAAAUUAUAUUAUAUUAUAUUAUAUACAUAUAUAUAUAUAUAUAUAAUGACUCUAAAUAAAUACUAUAUAACAUGUAUGUAUGUGAGGCCCCAUCCCUAACAGCCCUGCCCACAGGUAGAGACCACUUUGGCAUCAACAAGAGAUAGCUGUGGAUGAGCAUGAGUAAAUGUUCAGUGAUUUUUAUUGUUUAUUUUUUCGGACACGUGAAGCUCCUUUCACAUCCUCCCAGGUUCUCUUUGUCGUGGCACUAGCCCUCAGCCUCAGAGCCAAGCCACCAUGAGGAAUGUAUGCAAUAGCCACAUGGGCAAGAAGGGGAAGCCUUUGACUUUUGUUUGUUUUGAAAACAACUGAUCAUUCAAGCAAUAGCAAUAAUGCACGGUCAUGCAGUAGGUAACUGCAAAUGGGGUCUUUGUGGCUGCCACCUGUAGUAGGAAGCCCCUUACUCAUACGGUAUACAGUUUGUCUGUGACGGUUACACUCUUAUAUUUGGCCUGCAGGGUCACAUGACUGUCAAAUAUCUGAAACUAAAAACAAAGUCAUUACUUUUAUCCCGAGGCAAAGUUGGUUGAUUCUUUAGCUUCACAUACGUGAUUAAUGUGAACAAAGGACAAAUUUAUUUCCGUUCUUUCUUGUCAGUAUACUUACUAUCCAGUGAUAUUCUUCCUCCCAUUAACUGUAUCGGUGACUGCUGCUGAGCUGAUGUGAAGCUUGCUAUUGUAAGUUGGGGGGGUAGUAGGAUGAAGCUGGAAUUCUGUUAAAAUCCAGCUUCAUGUCAGUGCUUAUUUGGUAAGUCAUCAUAAAAGAAAAAAUGUUGUAAAAAAUAUAUCUCUGCCAGUGUAUGCAAACAAGGGCUUCUGUGUGGCUAUUAUCGGAUUAUUUUAAUAUAUUUACUUUUUUACCUUUCAAAUUAAAGACAUUAUUUUAUCUAUUUUUUCCAAAGUGAAUAAAUAUUAAUUUCUCCUCAACUUUUGGUCUUUUUUGUU